Molecule: messenger RNA, 2590 nt
Organism: Achroia grisella
Lineage: Eukaryota; Metazoa; Arthropoda; Insecta; Lepidoptera; Pyralidae
Gene: Tob
Product: protein Tob1
Exons: 4
Coding region: 300-1058 (252 amino acids)
Biological process (GO): regulation of gene expression
Cellular component (GO): nucleus; cytoplasm
Molecular function (GO): transcription corepressor activity
Source: RefSeq, a predicted model, not a curated record
CUCCGAUCUACUAGUACGCGUCAGUCGCGACUCAACAGCGGAUCAACACGCCGCCCCGCGAACAAAUUCACGACCUCAGUAACGCCGCCUGAUUAAUUUUUUAAUGUGCAGACCCGUAUUUUUGUAGUGCGAAAACGGUGAAAGUAUUUUUUUAUUUGCAAACUGUGAUAGCGAGUCAGGCGGAUAGAGGUUUGGGUGGGGCGCGUUCCGCUGACACAGUGGCUCAGUCAGCCGCCGGUCGCCGAGUGGCAAGUACCAUUGAUUGUCUCCACACCACCGUACGCCAGUGAAACAAAAAAAUGCAUAUUGAAGUGCAAGUGGCCCUGAACUUCGUCAUAUCGUAUCUGUACAAUAAAUUGCCGAGACGGCGGGUGAAUAUUUUUGGGGAAGAAUUAGAAAAAGCGCUUAAAGAGAAGUUCAGGGGGCACUGGUACCCAGAGAGGCCAUGCCGUGGCUCCGCAUUCCGUUGCUUGAAGACUGGGGGUCCUUUAGACCCCGUACUAGAACGGGCAGCAAGAGAGUCAGGAGUACCUGUUAGGGAUGUGCUUGAGCAUUUGCCAAGGGAUUUGGCCGUUUGGGUUGAUCCAGGUGAAGUGUCAUACCGAAUUGGCGAGAAGGGCGCAGUGAAGGUUCUCUUCAGCAGCGACGAGCGAGCUGCUGACGAGAGGACUGAUAGAGAGGUUACCCGCGCGUUCAAUCCCGAGGCUCAGUGCUUCCGGCCUGUGGAGCCAGCGGCAGCUCCUUCGCCUCCUACGCCCGCUGCGUUCUCGCCGGCGCCGCCUUUCCGCGCGCAACCGCUCACCUUCACCACUGCCACAUUCGCGCAGACCAAGUUCGGCAGCACUAAGUUGAAAACGAGCAGCAAACGUGCGAACCGCAUGUCUCCCACCGAGUUCAGUAACUACAUCAAGCAGCGCGCGGUGCAGCAGCAGCUGGCGGCGCGUGCGCUGUCGCCGGCCGCGGACCCUGCGGCGUACUUCGUGGCGCGGCGCGAGCCCGCUCCCUCGUCCGCGCCGCCGUACCCUCCCGCGCCGGCGCACCUGCUGCUCGCCAACUGAGCCGCGCACGCGCGCUAGCCGCCCCGCGCGACCCGCUCAUAGAGUCUACUUUUUUACGAGAGAGACGCGCGCCGCGAUUUAUUUUUUUAUUUUCCGCGGGGGCGUCCCGCGCCGCCCGCCGCUUGUGAUAUCCGUACGAUUUUCCAUAACUUUUUGUAUUCUCGUUCGUUACGUCGAUGUGUAAAUUUAUCGAUAGGAGCAAUAAUCGGCCGCGCGACUCGCCGGCGAUUUAUUUUCGUAAUAUUUAAUGCAGAGUCAAGUUUUUGAUGUCUUCGUUCGAUAAUAUUAGUAGGGUAUAAGAGAGCGAGAGGCCGAGUGGCCGCGUGCGCAUACGACGACGUACCUUCUAGAGCGAGCCUGUAUACAUACGUCCUCCGAUCUUAAGAAAAUACUGAUAUAUAUAUAUAUAUAUAUAAAUAUCUAUACAUAAUAUAAUAUUAUAUAUUCGUACGCGAUAAUUAUCUAAUUUUUCACGUCGAAAAGAAUGGCCAAUAGAGAAAUUACGUAUUUUUAAUAUUGAAAUUAAUAAUUCAUACUAAAUAGUGUUACUAAAUACUUGUAUGUAUUGUACUGGUAUAAUAAAUGUUUGCAUAUCCGUUCGGACGCGGUCGGACGGCGCGGCGGGCCGCCCGAGGGCGUCGGAGAUCUCACCUAGUGUAAUCAUCACUCGUACGAUUGUACCCUUAUAAUUAUAAUAUACAUAAAAUAUUAUAGGUCUAGCUACGUUUCAAUCUAACAGUAUUUUUUUAAGAAGAUAUUAGUCCUUGUGUACAUUACCGGCCGUCUGCGUCGCGGCGGUCGGUCUUAGUCUAUAUGGUAUACUUAUAUAAUAUUGUUAUAAAAGACAUGAAUAUGAAUAAAUGAUAGAAAAAAAAUAUUUCUCAAUUCAUAAAAUAACGGGUGCAUGCAAAUUCAUGGAAAUAAAUACUAUGUGUUAUUUAUCUUUUUUAUAUUUCACUUGGCGAUGGUGCAGUUUUUCAAUGGAGUGUGUAUUUAGCGUAGUGUAGUGAUAUGCGGGUAGUCGGUUGGAUCAGCUUGUUAUUGUGAUUACGUGUUCAGUAUUGAGAGGUGGACGUCUCUCACCAUUGUGUAACUGUGAAAUUCUAUGCACAACAAUGACAAGUUGUUACCUACGUAGUUAUUGAAAAUGUGCAACUAUUUUUUAAUACUUUUAUAUUUUGAUUUAGAUUAAGUCUAGUUGUAUGAUUUGAAAAAUCUUGAUCGUGUACUUUAUUGUUACCCUAUAUUAUAAUUAAAUUAUUAUGUAACGUGUACAUGUAGCGAGGUCUCGAUUGAAAAACUGACCAAAAGGCUACAGUAUUUUGUAGAUAAAAUCUAUAUUGUAAGUUUAAUAAUAAUACAAUUUAGAGUAAUGAGAUUUUUUAUUAUAAAGAUACUUUUUAUUUUUUCUUUCUUUUGUAAGAUAUAUUCGAUGGAAGUGUUAAAGAUAAUAUAAUAUUUGCAUAAUAUAGUAAAAGCGGCUCUCCAUGUCCGCAAAUAUAAUUAGUCAAUAAUAAUUUUUCAUAUUGUUG